Molecule: messenger RNA, 2786 nt
Organism: Aplysia californica (California sea hare)
Lineage: Eukaryota; Metazoa; Mollusca; Gastropoda; Aplysiida; Aplysiidae
Product: ecdysone-induced protein 75B
Exons: 8
Biological process (GO): cell differentiation; positive regulation of transcription by RNA polymerase II; negative regulation of transcription by RNA polymerase II
Molecular function (GO): RNA polymerase II cis-regulatory region sequence-specific DNA binding; zinc ion binding; nuclear receptor activity
Source: RefSeq, a predicted model, not a curated record
CCGACCUCUUCAGUCCACACUCCGCGGCCGACGACCUGUGCGUCUAUCCAGUCGAUAGCCACUCCGCCAUGUGUCUGGAAGUGCUGCAGCAACAUCAGCAGCACCACCAACAGCACCCGGACUCCCCGUCGUCGCAGCAGGAGUAUGGCUCCAGAAGCCCGGGCAGUGUCUCCUCGGAUGGAGGGAAGGGUUUUUUCCGUCGUACCCUGAAGAAACAGCUGGUGUACAAGCCGUGCCAGGCGGGCUCCCGCUGUAAGAUCGACACCGGGACCAGGAACAAGUGCCAGUACUGCCGCUACCAGAGAUGCUUGUUCGCCGGCAUGUCUCAAGAUGCUGUACGAUUUGGCCGCAUGCCCAAAGUGGAGCGGGAGAAGCUACUGGCGGACAGGGAGGAGCUCACGUGCACCAGCUCUCGGCGUAUCGUGGAGCUGCGCUCACUCACAGACCUCAUCAAGGCCGCCUUCCGGGAUACGUUCGGGAACACCAUCUUCUUCUCGCUGGUCGACCCCCCGGAGGUCCUGGAGGCACUGACCACUGACCAGUUCUUCUCCCUGGGAAUCUUCCGCCGGUUCCAGCAGCUGACCAUCCCCGUGAUGGAGGGAAGCGUCCGGUUUGCCAAGAAGAUCCCAGGCUUCACCGCGCUCAGCAUGCGGGACCAGAUCAUGCUGAUGAAGCGGAACGGCUUCAUGGUGGUUCAUCUGGCGCUCUACUCGCUAAUAACCCCUGGCUACAUCCAGCUGGACACCAAGGAGGGGAAACUGCGUCUUCGCCGGAACUCCUACUACGUGUGUGAGCAGAUGGCUCGCCUCCUGGGCCACGCCAUGGCUGUUGUUGACCGCAUGCAGACAUUCAACUUGACCAUCGGGGAACUCGCGCUCUUCUCGGCUGUCCUACUUACACAGGGUGAGUUGGAGGUUUUUGGUGGGCGUAUACAUGAGCUAGUUUUUGUCAAUCUGCGGAUUGCUGACAUGGGAAUAAUGAAUGGAAUGCGCACUUGCUACGGAAAAAAUGUCUUUAUUCAAUGCUUAAUCCCUGCGAGUUCAGAGGAGCGUAAUGAUAAUAUGCUUUUUUGUUUGAUGUCACAGGGCCGGACUAUGAUGAAUUUGAACCUUUUUUGUCCAUACUCCUUUAUUUUAGCACUAUGGUUAUUUAAUAUUAAUAAUGUCUAUAGCACAUUUCAUCUUUCUUGUUUCUCCCUCUCAGACUGCCCAGGCCUCCCCUGCCCUCAACAAGUGGAAGAGCUCCAAGCAAAUCUCAUCGAGGCCUUGCGCAUUGAGCUCAAACACAACCACCCCAAGGACAAGGUGCUUCUGGCUAAAGUCCUCCUGUUGGUACCUGACCUUUGCCAGAUGGUGGAAGACUUCAGCGACAACUUGAGAGGGUACGUGUUUGAUUCCACGCCUGACUUCUCCCAAGUCAUGCCGCUGCUUAAGGAAAUCUUUGACCUCGAUUCAAGCCCCACUGCCUCAUCGUCGUCGUCGACAUCAUCAUCGUCGUCUUCGUCAUCCUUCUCCUCAUCUUCAGCGACGGCACACUCAUCAACAGCUUCAUCAAUUCCAGCGUCUCCGUCAUCAACAAUCUCGUCCUCGGCGUUUUUGCCGUCAUCAUCGCAGUCGUCAUCUUCAUCUUCAUCAUCUUCGUCGUCAUCAAUUACACCUGCAGCCCCUUCUUUACCCUCAUCAUCUACCUCAUCAUCACAGUGCGUUUCUUCUAAUCCACCACUGUCUUGAUCACACCACUGCCAGUUGUUGAAGGAAUUGUUUCCUUAUUUUUGCUCUAUUUGUAAUAUAUUAUUAUUAUUAUUUUAACUUCUCCUUUGUUUAGAAAAUCGUUGUGCUGGAGAAACACUAAGAAAUGAAAUCAUAAUUUCCAUAAAUGCAUAUUUGCUUUUGGGACAGCUAUUGAGAUGUGAUGUACAGUGUAGAAGUCUCUCUGGUGUUUGAUUGUUGGUGUUCCCAUGCUGAUCACGUGAUCGGGGCUGGUUGAUCACGUGAUCGGGGCUGGUGGAUGAAGCUCUCCGGUGAACUUCUUCCUUCGUUAUGUUCCUCUGUGAGUGGGAGAGAAGUUGGUCAGUCGUUAUUUACAGUACAUCGUAUUAAGUCAUCCCCCCCCCCACUCUGUUCAUUCAUAUUCAUCUCUCUUUCUCGUUUGUGACUCUUUAAGUAAUAAGUAUAAAUACAUACCUGUUCUCAUUCAUUUAUUCCUCUGUUCUUAUUUGCCUUUUUUAUUUUCAUUUGUGACUUUCAAGUAAAAACAUACCUGUUCUCACUCUUACUUAUUAUUAGUGACCCGUGAGUGUGUUACCUAUUUACUCUUUUAGUGUCUUGUCUUCAGAAUGUUGUGUGCGUUUCUUCUUUCUCGUUGACCUCGGAGUGUGAGUUUUGGGCUCACUUUCUUUCUUCAUUCAUAUAAAAUUUAUGAAAGUGUAAGUACUCAUUACUCUUUCUCCUUCAUGACUCGACUGUGUGAUGUUAUGGUGUGUACUCACUGGGAGUCGCAAUCCACUGCCUUUGUGAACUCAAGUGUCUUGACGUCACAGUUUUCUGUGAUCCAACUCCUCACAUCUGUUGUAGCAUAAGAAGUGCCUGGUGGAGCUGAAGAAAUCCUGUUUGAAGCUGUUUCAGUUUGUUCCAGGUUUUGGGUCUUACAAUGACCCAAGUGUGCUGAGGGGAAGAGACCUUUGUGUUUACUCAGUCCUUUCUGUAUGAAGCUCUUUUUUCUGUGGGCUGAAGAAUAAAGGUUAGUUGGGAAAUAUUUGGUCGCUUUUAAGGACAAGCGGGCUUACC